CUGCUGCUGUACACAGAUAAAUACUAUAAAUUUCCAAUCGCGCAAGCGCAGCACUCUCGCACAGCAUACACAAUAUACCUGCCGAGCCAGAGCCGCAGAGACACGACCGUACCAUCGCAUCGAAAGGGAGAAAUCAUACAUCACCUCCCGAAAGAAGGCAAACCCUCGAAAGGCAGCGACCAGCACUCUUCCCCGACCCGAAAAGAAGAAAGACAGAAAACCCCGAACUUCCCAUAAUCCCAGCAGCAGCAGCAGCAGCAGCAGCGACAUCCCCACCCCACCGACCCCUCCCUCCAACAGACGAAAAGGAAAGGAAAAGAAAAGAAAAGAAAAGAAAAGAGAGGAGAGCAUGCCGUUCCGCGUCACGAAACGCCCGCCGCCGUCUAAGGUCAAGCCGAUAAAAGCGCCCAAGACGCUCGAGCUCACGUUCGACGCGGGCGCGCGGCAGGACUACCUCACGGGCUUCUCGAAGCGGAAGAAGGCGCGGGCCCAGGCGGCGAGGGAAUCGGCCGAGGCGAAGGAGAAGGAGGAGAGGGUGAGGGAGAGGAGAGCGCUCCGGGACAAGCGCAAGACCGACCUCGAGGAACACGUCGCGCUGAUCGCGAAGGAGAUGCGGCGACAGACGCGGAUCAUGGACGGGGAGGAAGACGCGGGGCUAUCGUCCGACGACGAGGACGACGAGGACGACGGAGAGAAGGGCGGGAAGGAUUGGGACGGCAUCCCGGACCCAACACCGGCCACGGCGAUCCCCGAGGAAGACGCGGAGGCGGAGUACAUCGACGAGGACAAAUACACCACCGUGACGGUCGAGGCGAUGGGGGAAUCCGACGAGGACGGAGAGGAGGAGGAGAUCGACUACGCGGCGCUGGACGCGGCGAAGGCGUCGGAGCUGCACGCGAAGCGCAACGCGAGGCGGCGGCCGUGGGAGAAGCGCAACCCCGACGGCAGCCUCCAGCCCAAGGCGAAGAAGCAGAAAUUCCGGUACGAGUCCAAGGCCGACAGGCAGGCGACGCGGCAGAAGCAGAAGUCGAAGAACGCGAAGAAGGCGGCGAGUCGGAGGGACGGAUGAGGGUGGCUUUAUUCUCCUUUCCUUCUCGAUAUGGAGAUAGGGAGGGAAUCUCGGGCGGGUGGGUGUAUUCCUACUGUAACAGUAGUUGGGGGAAACUGUGGGAGGGAGGAUAUGUAUUCGAAUGAAUGAAUGAAUGAACGAAUGACAUCCUAGGAAGGCAUCGUGGGAAAAACAGGCUGGAUGAUCCGUGAACACGAAAGGGCGCCUUUCAUGUUGAUUGGGGACCGGGCUGCAAGGGGAACCUCUGAACGCUCGCUGUGGGAGUCGUGCGGGCGGGCUGCCGGCCUGAACUCCCCUUCCGGAUCGAGCUCCCUUUUCUACGUGCGUGUGUGUGUGUGGG
Dissoconium aciculare CBS 342.82 is the source of this 1409-nucleotide messenger RNA. RefSeq lists its product as uncharacterized. The transcript has 2 exons. NCBI's taxonomy places the organism in Eukaryota, Fungi, Ascomycota, Dothideomycetes, Mycosphaerellales, Dissoconiaceae. Gene Ontology annotation, molecular function: RNA binding. The record is from RefSeq and is a predicted model, not a curated record. Bases 350 to 1069 code for a protein of 239 amino acids. Gene Ontology annotation, cellular component: nucleolus.